Messenger RNA from Ctenopharyngodon idella (grass carp), 2392 nucleotides. It is a transcript of the gene ubtd2, whose product is annotated as ubiquitin domain containing 2. The record is from RefSeq and is a predicted model, not a curated record. The transcript has 3 exons. Lineage: Eukaryota; Metazoa; Chordata; Actinopteri; Cypriniformes; Xenocyprididae. Gene Ontology annotation, molecular function: protein binding. Bases 38 to 862 code for a protein of 274 amino acids.
CGCGUAUGCUUAUACCUACCCCGCCUCUCUCCAGCUGAUGCCCGCGCCCUGUCAAUCUCUAUCCCGGCAGAGAGAGAGAGGACGGGGGGAAACCGAACCAGAGCGGGUCCGCGGGGGGAAGAGGCGCAUGAAAACAUCCAUGGGUGGCUGUGUGGGCAGUCAUCAUGAUUCUUCAGGCAGUUUAAACGAAAACUCGGACGGAACCGGAGUUGCACUGGGGCGAAACCAGCCCCUGAAGAGAGAGAAGCCCAAAUGGAAGAGCGACUACCCAAUGACCGAUGGCCAGCUGCGCAGCAAGCGUGAUGAAUUCUGGGAUACGGCACCGGCUUUUGAAGGCCGCAAGGAAAUCUGGGAUGCACUUAAGGCGGCUGCCCAGGCCUUUGAGAGCAAUGACCACGAACUUGCUCAAGCCAUCAUUGAUGGCGCCAGCAUAACGUUACCACACGGCGCUCUGACUGAAUGCUAUGAUGAGCUGGGGAACCGCUAUCAGCUGCCCGUCUACUGCCUCUCCCCUCCCGUCAACAUGAUCGAGGAAAAGAGCGAGUCGGAGACCAUUGAGGUCCCAGAAGCUCCAGCUAGCGAGGGCCAGGAGUGCCAGUUGCGUCUCCGUCUUUCCACGGGCCGCGAUCUACGCCUAGCUGUCCGCACCAGCGACAACGUUCAGCAGAUGAAGCGCCGUCUGCAGACCCAGGAAGGUGUGGCGGCCACCAGCCAGCGUUGGUUCUUCUCAGGCCGACCGCUCACCGACAAGAUGAAGCUGGAAGAACUGAAGAUCUCCAGAGACUAUGUUGUCCAAGUGAUCGUCAGCCAGCCUCCCACAACCCCACCACUGCCGCAGAACCCCACGCCUGUGGAAAACUAAUGCCUCAUUGGGGAUUUUAACCGGCACACCAAGUGUGUAUGUGAGAGGACAUCACUAAUGGUGAGCGUGGGCUGCAAGAUCUUUUAGAAGAUUUCUUCGAUUCGGGAUUGGCCGUUUGAGUCUAGAGUGAACGUCUCUAGAGGCUUCUCCCUUUAAAUAACACACUGCCUUUGACUUACAGCUCUUCUAAGGGAGUUGAGCUUCAGAUUUUCUGGUUAAAAGUCUCAGGUCUAGAAAACGGAAGCCCUGAAUUGACCAAUAGACGUCCAAUGAGUAUGGUUUUGGCAAGGGAAACUUAAUAAUGCUUUGUUAUCUUUCAAGAUUAUGGAGUUAUACUCUUCAUAUUCUGUUCUUUUUUCUUGUUACCAGAGCAUAUGUCUGCAAGGCAGACCAGAAGUGUGGACCUACCUGUGUCUGUCAGAACUUUAAAUUCUGAAACGGAGACACUUGGGGCCAAUUGGACUUUAUAAACCGCUAUUGGCUUUCAGCAACAGGAGAAUCACUUGUUGGACUCUUUUCUUAAUUUUUGUUUUUAUUAGAAACUCUGUAACCAAAAAUAUAUAAAGAUUUUUAAGAAGAGGAGGCCUGUUACAUGUUGCAAAAAACAAUGAUAAUUUUUUCCCCACUAUAUUUGACCCUUGUUCUUCAUCAGAUAACCUUUCGACUACAUAAAUUCUAUAAACAGCAUUCGUUUAUUUUUUUUGUUUCAAAAGGGGGGACAUUUUUCAGUCAAAUACACUAGUAGAUCAGCUGCUUGACAUUUGCGUCAUUUUGGAACAUGUGCUUUUACUUGUUGGCGGUCGUCAUAUUUUGCAGAUAGCUUUGUUCAGAGAGAUAUUCCGAUCGAUAUCCUUCACCAAGCAUAUUUGACUUUCUCACUCCCUGUCAAACUGUCUGCACAGAAGUGUGACAUUGGUAUGGAGAGAAGAUUUCAGUCAUUACCUGCGCAACCGUUCGAAUUCCUAGUAAUUCGAGGUGCUUUUAAGAAUUUAUUCAGCUCUGCAAGGUUUUCAUGGCGCUACGCUUUGCCUCACGCAUCCCGAGGAUAUAUAAGGGUGAGAAGGGGGUAAUCAUGUAAUAAGAGUGUGUAUACGUGUGAAUGGGGAAGCUAUGAGCAAGUGAUUUAAUAGGAGAAGAAAUCGGUAUGGCUGCAUAUUUCUUCGCCAGGAAAGGUGGGGUUGGAACAAAUAUGGCUGGGGAGGGCACGAAUGUAGCUCUGAAUGUAGCUGAAAGAAGACAUUCUCACAAAGUACUCUGUAUACAUGUUUUCUUUUAUUAUUUUAUGUUUUGGCCUUUAUGUUGAGAGGGAUAGUAGGACAGGAAAUGGGAAAUGACGGGAGUCAGACUCAAAUGAGCUGCACAGCUCAAUAUGUCGUAGCACGUGUGCUAACCGCUAGCACAGAACUCUUAAGUGUUUUUAAAUGGAUUCAAGACUUUGUCCUGAUGAAAGAGAAUUUCAAAACAGUUGCAUAUUUUAAUGAUAAAGAAUGCGUUUUUAAUUAAAAGAUGAUGAAACAUUUGUACACCUCA